This is a messenger RNA of Leptonychotes weddellii (Weddell seal), 1036 nucleotides long. It is a transcript of the gene EEF1E1, whose product is annotated as eukaryotic translation elongation factor 1 epsilon 1. The record is from RefSeq and is a predicted model, not a curated record. Lineage: Eukaryota; Metazoa; Chordata; Mammalia; Carnivora; Phocidae. Gene Ontology annotation, cellular component: nucleus; cytoplasm; aminoacyl-tRNA synthetase multienzyme complex. Gene Ontology annotation, biological process: positive regulation of DNA damage response, signal transduction by p53 class mediator.
CCCCUGCCAGGAGCGCCUGCCGGAAGAUGGCGGCGGCCGCAGAGCUGACGCUGCUGGAGAAAUCCCUGGGGCUGAGUAAAGGGAACAAAUACAGCGCUCAGGGCGAGCGCCAGAUUCCAGUUCUUCAAACAAACAAUGGUCCAAGUCUAACAGGACUGACUACUAUAGCAGCUCAUCUUGUCAAGCAGGCCAACAAAGAAUAUUUGCUUGGGAGCACUGCAGAAGAAAAAGCAAUCGUUCAGCAGUGGUUGGAAUACAGAGUAACUCGAGUAGAUGGACACUCCAAUAAAGACGAUAUCCGCACUCUGUUGAAGGAUCUUAAUUCAUAUCUUGAAGAUAAAGUCUACCUUACAGGAUAUAACUUUACCUUAGCAGAUAUCCUAUUGUACUAUGGACUUCAUCGCUUUAUAGUUGACCUGACAGUUCAAGAAAAGGAGAAAUAUCUUAAUGUGUCUCGCUGGUUUUGUCACAUUCAGCAUUAUCCAGGGAUCAGGCAACAUCUGUCCAUUGUUGUCUUCAUCAAGAACAGACUAUAUACUAAUUCCCACUAGGAGCUAUCCAUGACAUACAGAAGCAUGAUCACAAAUAUUUUAAAUGGAAAGUAUAUUCUGGACCAGAGAAAUAACGUAAAUGGAUACACAGUCAUUCUUUAUUUGCUGAAGUUGGAAUAAACUUAUGUCUGAAUGUUUAUUUGUUCUUCAGUUGAAAUUUUGCAGCUUUUAUAUAAAAAUUCAACUGUCAAAACUUGAGAUCAAGUUAUAAAUUAACCUUUUUUUCAUAGAUGAAAUUUAUUUUAGUAAAACUUGCAAAUCAGUGGCUUAAUCUUAAGGGAAAAAAAACAGUCCUUUCAGUGGUGACAUAACUUGGCUAUUUAUCGACCUCCGUCUCAUAUUUUACAAUUCAUUUCCCCCUUAUGGAUAUUUACAGUAAUUUGUUUAAUAACUAUAAUAAAUUGUGCCAAGUAUACAGAAAGGGAAGACAGAUGGAUUUGUUUUCAAAUAAUUUAUGUGAGCCAGUAAAUGUGGUUGAAAAAAUC